GCUCGCCGCUUCCGGCGGGUAGCACGCCCUUUCCGCCCGGGCGCGGCAUGUGGCGGCACGGGCAGGCAGCGCUCGCGGGGCGCGGCGCGCGGAGGCGCCUGUCCCGGUAACGGGGCGUGUGCUGCCGCCACCGCACAGGCGCGGGGCCGUGACCAUGCUGGGAGGGGACGAGUUCAUCAGCUCACCGCCCAGGAAGACGGUGCGGUUCGGGGGGACGCUGACUGAUAUCUUAAUGAAGUACGAGAAGGGUGAGACCACGGAUUUUGAGUUGUUGAAGCAUCAGCUGUCAGAUCCAGACAUCAAGGAUGCCCAGAUCAUUAAUUGGCUGCAUGAAUUUCGAGCUUCUGUUGUAUAUUUGACCAAAGAGCGUGAACAACUGGUCAACAUUUUGCUGAAGCUCCCAUGGUUGAGAAGAAGCCAAGAGGUAGUGGAAGAAUAUCUGGGUUUUCUUGGCAAUCUGGUGUCAGCACAGACUGUCCAUCUUCGGCCUUGCCUCCGGAUGAUUGUAUCGCAGUUUGUCCCUGCUCGAAUAACCAUCAGAGAAGAUGAUGUGGAUAUUUCAGAUUCUGAUGAUGAUGAUGAAAACCUUUCUGAAAACUUUAAUACCUGCCAUAGAGCGUUGCAAACUGUUGCAAGAUACGUUCCUUCGACACCACAAUUUCUCAUGCCAAUACUUGUGGAAAACUUUCCUUUCUUUAAUAAAUCAGAAAGAACUCUGGAAUGCUACGUUCAUAACCUGCUGCGAGUUACGGUGUAUCUUCCAACCCUGAGGCUUCAAAUUCUGGAGCUUAUUAUUGAAAAGCUGUUAAAGUUGGAUGUUAGUACUCCACAGCAAGAUAUUGAAGACGCUGAAGAAAAUGCUAAUAACUCUGAUAGUGAGGAGAAAUCUACAGAGGAGGGCCUUUUUGACAUGGAGGAAGAUGAAGAAAGAAAAGGAAACAAAGUUGUCUCUUCCAGUAGUGAGAGAAUGGCCCAUCCGCUUGCAGAGCGCCUUGAUAUUUUGAUGACCAUCCUGUUUUCCUAUAUUAAAGAUGUUUGCCAUGUGAACGGCAAGCUCGACAUCAGCAACACAAAGGAUUUGUAUCGGGAUCUGGUUUGUGUUUUUGACAAGCUCAUUUUACCAACCCAUGCUUCAUGUCAUGUACAAUAUUUCAUGUUUUACCUCUGUAGCUUCAAAUUGGGGUUGGCUGAGGCAUUUCUAGACCAUCUUUGGAAAAAACUGCAUGAUCCAAACAAUGCUUCAGUGAUCAGGCAGACUGCUGGGAGUUAUAUUGGCAGCUUCUUGGCAAGAGCUAAAUUUAUUCCAGUUGUUACAGUAAAAGCUUGCUUGGAUCUUCUGGUGAACUGGAUGCAUAAGUACAUUGAUAAUCAGGAUAAAGGGGCUAAUGCUUACUGUGAUGUAGCUCUGCAUGGGCCAUUUUAUUCCACAUGUCAGGCGGUGUUCUAUACACUUAUUUUCCGUCAUAAGCAAAUUUUGGAUGGAAACUUAAGGAAGGGUCUGUCCUAUCUGCAGAGUUUAAAUUUUGAGCGCAUUGUCAUGUGUCAGCUAAACCCCCUGAAGAUUUGUAUACCCUCUGUUGUGAACUUGUUUGCUGCCAUUACCAGGAAAUACCAGUUGGUGUUCUGCUACACAAUUAUUGAGCGGAACAAUCGGCAGUUCAUACCAGUUGUUCGGAGUGGCAGUGGGGGUGACCUUGUGCAGACAUGCACCAACCCACUCGACAGUUUCUUCCCCUUUGAUCCCUACAUACUCAAAAGAUCAAAGAAGACCAUUGAGCCUUUUUAUCAGUUUUGGGAAGAGCUGAGUGCUGAAGAUCUUGAGAACCUGAAGAAACCCAUUAAAAAGGGUACUUCUGAAGAUGAAGAUGAUGACUUUUUGAAAGGAGAAACCCCUCAAAAUGAUGGUGUGGUUGGAAUUGCUCCAAAUUCUUAUGAGUCAAAUACCCGGAGCGCUCUGAGCAGCAUUGACUCCCCUCCAGACUGUUAUGUGCCGUACCUUCAAUGACGUGGAGAAGUGAAAAGGUUGAAAAUUGUGUGCAAUGUUUUGCUCUGGAAAGAGACUUUAGUUCAACUUUGCAAACUGGCAAAUGCUUAAGUAACUACAUUUAAGAAAAAUUACUGUUUCUUAAUCAUAUUUCUACAGAUAUGUUAUGAUAAAGUCAUAUGUUGCUAGAAAAGCUUAGAGAAUAAAUAGGGUGAUAUUUUACAAAUUUCACAUUGAAAUGGCUUUUAUGACUUAAGAAUUUUUUUAUAGUUUUCCUGACUUAAAAACUUUGUUUACUAAUGUUUCUCUAUGAGGUUUUGUAUAUCAGGGUGAAUAUCUGGUCUGUCUUCCUGCUGAUCUGUGUGGGGACCAGAAUUCCAUUGUCAGUAUUCAAACUCUGCUCUUUUGGCUGGUUUUGAGCUGGUUUCAAAGUAAUGGUAUGAUCCCACGACAGAGAGCCAUGGAUCAAGUCUGACAGUGAUUCUUUUGCACACAUUUCUUAAGCUUGUCCUAUCUGUAGAACAGUAUUUGGUAAAGGCACUUGGUGGACAGUGGUGGACAGUGUAUUCAGAUGAAUAGUAAUAAUAAUCUGUAGCUGACACACAAUUUUCCCAACUGUUGAAGUUCAGACUUGUGAAAGUGAGGAUUGUUGAAAGUGUUGAAAAUGGUGGAGUAGCUGAGUGUAUGAUUUGUAGAUAGUUUUCUUCAGGGUGCUUAUGAAGCCCUUGGAGACAGGUAUUUAUUUCCAGGAUUUGAAGUUGAUAUGUGAGUGCUGAAAAUACAAAAAAAGAAAUCUUUCCUUGUAGAAAGGAAGUGAUGGUGUCACUGGUGUCCUUGUGUCGUCCGCAUGUCAGUGUAGUUUCUCUGCAGAGGUUCCUUGUCUUCUUUUGAUGGUUGUUGGCUUUCUGAGUAAGAAUAUAAAGAGUGAGGAAAAAAAUAAGUGUUAUUUGUGUAACAUUUAGGUUGAAAAUGUUCUGCGUUUGGGACUAAACUCUAAUUGCCCUUCUUCAGAAUCUGAAUUUGGAGGCUUUGAAGACAACAUUUUUAUUGAGAGCCAUGGAAUAUUGAUGCAAACAGCGCAAUUCUUACAGCUUUGAAAAAACAUCCGUGUGUAACUAAGGAUCUAUGUGUGUGCUUUGCUUCUCAAAGUGAGGAUGUUUGUUCUGACAGGCUGCAAAAUGAGUUCUGGGAAUGAUACUGCAAAAUGCAUUGGUUGAUCUGUUCAUUGCUGGAUAAAUAGAGGUGGUUUUUAUUUUUCAGUUGAGUCCUCUUUACUGUCAGUCCUAAGUAAUAAACAAUAGAUUUCCAUCUGAAAUAAUUGCAUUCUCUCCUGGCACAGAAGAGCCUUUUCUUAGCUCAGCAGCAAGGAAAACAUCCUUUGACAGCUGCUGCCUUCUCUUCUUUCACUGUUACAUCUUUAGCAACUUGGUCAGCCACUUAUUAUGAAAUGAGGCUGUGUAAAACUCUCCAAGUUGUAAUGCCAGGUGUGUGAUUCGGGAACUUCCAUGUCUCAAUAGUGAAAAAAGAAAGAUGUAGGGGACGUGAGGUACAACAAAGAAUGUGCAGACGUUGAACAGUCUGUGCUGAAGUUGCACAGUUAACAUUCGUGUACCAAAGGGUUCAGAACAAAGAUUCAGCUGGGAGCUGCACAGUGUUUCUGUAGCCUCUUCUGUGACAGAUAGUUUGUUUAGUGUAGUCGCAGACAGGUGAGCUGGCAGGAGCUGGCAUUCUGUUAAAGAGACUUUGUUCUGUAAAUACCACCUGUACUCGGAGUGCUGAUUGCGAGGUGGAAAUCUUGCCUUACCUGAGAAAUACAGCGUAUCUUUCAAAGAGA
Molecule: messenger RNA, 3818 nt
Organism: Strigops habroptila (Kakapo)
Lineage: Eukaryota; Metazoa; Chordata; Aves; Psittaciformes; Psittacidae
Gene: RRN3
Product: RRN3 homolog, RNA polymerase I transcription factor
Exons: 18
Coding region: 155-2005 (616 amino acids)
Biological process (GO): transcription initiation at RNA polymerase I promoter
Cellular component (GO): nucleus
Molecular function (GO): RNA polymerase I core binding; RNA polymerase I general transcription initiation factor activity
Source: RefSeq, a predicted model, not a curated record